AGUACGCAUGCGCGGUGGUGCUCGGGUAGUGACAGUGUCAGAUAGAGAGAGAGAGAAAGAGAAAGAGAGAGAGAGAGACUUCCUUUACGCCCAUCUCCGGUAUAACACCUUCUCUACACAUUCCUGAUCAUGGCUGCCGCGGAUGUAGACGUGUUUUCUGAUGAACAGAAGCGGAACCUCGGUCUGGGCGGACAUGUCGGCUUCGACAGUCUGCCUGAUCAGCUGGUCAGCAAAUCUGUGUCUCAGGGUUUCUGCUUCAACAUCCUCUGUGUGGGGGAGACGGGCAUGGGCAAGUCCACGCUGAUGAACACGCUUUUCAACACCAUGUUCGAGAACGAAGAAGCCAGUCACUACCAGAACGGCGUGUACCUGCGGCCGAGAACAUACGACCUGCAGGAGAGCAACGUCCACCUCAAGCUCACCAUCGUAGACACGGUCGGCUUCGGAGACCAGAUCAACAAAGAAGAGAGUUACAAGCCCAUUGUUGAUUACAUCGACACACAGUUUGAAAACUACCUGCAGGAAGAGCUGAAAAUCAAGCGCUCACUUUUCAACUACCACGACACCAGAAUCCACAUCUGCCUGUACUUCAUCUCUCCCACAGGCCACUCGCUCAAGUCUCUGGACUUAGUCACAAUGAAGAAGCUGGACAGUAAGGUGAACAUCAUUCCCAUUAUUGCGAAAGCUGACACAAUUUCCAAGAGCGAACUUCACAAAUUCAAGAUUAAAAUCAUGAGUGAGCUGGUGAGCAACGGCGUCCAGAUCUACCAGUUCCCCACGGACGAUGAAGCGGUGUCCGAGAUCAACUCCUCCAUGAACGCUCAUCUACCCUUCGCUGUAGUGGGCAGUGUUGAGGAGGUGAAAGUCGGGAAUAAGACGGUCAGAGCCAGACAGUAUCCCUGGGGCAUCGUCCAAGUGGAGAAUGAGAGUCACUGUGAUUUUGUGAAGCUGAGGGAGAUGUUGAUUCGUGUGAAUAUGGAGGACCUGCGGGAGCAGACACACACUCGCCAUUAUGAACUCUACAGACGCUGCAAACUGGAGGAAAUGGGCUUCAAAGACACCGACCCUGACAGCCAGCCAUUCAGUCUACAGGAGACCUAUGAGGCUAAGAGGAAAGAGUUCCUCGGGGAUCUACAGCGUAAGGAAGAGGAGAUGAGGCAGAUGUUUGUGAACAAAGUGAAAGAGACCGAAACUGAGCUGAAGGAAAAGGAGAGAGAGCUUCACGACAAGUUUGAGCAGCUGAAGCGCAUGCACCAGGAGGAGAAGAGGAAGGUGGAGGAGAAGAGGCAGAACCUGGAGGAGGAGAUGAACGCUUUCAACAGGAGGAAGGUGGCGGCUGAGACGCUGUCUCUCUCACAGCCGCUCAAGAAGGACAAGGACAAGAAGAAUUAAUUUUUGAGCUCGUCAUCGCAGGCUGAACGCGGACUUGUCCUCCAUCGUCAUAGUGACCGCCAUUCAGUUGUUGUUUUUUUUUUAUUUCUCCUGCUGUUUUCCUCAUUGACAUUUUGUAAACGGACCAAAGACACUGCCGGGGACCUCAGACACGCAGUCCGAUUGUGAGGAUCGACUUUCCGGUUGUGUUGCCAGCAUUAUUUUAUCCACUGACUGUAGGAAUAUUCAGAUUAUGUUCUUUUGGAUUUUUUUUUUUUUAAUACCACAUUCAUGUAUUUGUAAUUUCUCCCUUUUUUAUUAUUAUUAUUAUUAUUAUUAUUAUUAUUAUUAUAGCUUUGGAUUUGACUCGCUAUGAUUUCUUCCUGAAGAGAACAAGGCCAGUUGCUGGACUCUGUGGUUCCCUGUGAUGAAGUUGUUUGUAGAUCUCCGCAGGCCGAGGCGGUUGUGUUGAGGUUGGUGUGUGAGGAGCACUCUCCUCCCUCCUGUAACGUGUUGUAGUAUUUAAGAUCUGAGCCAAACCGUACAGCAGAGCAAUAAUAACCAAAAUAAAGCUGUUCAACAUUUAUUUUGAUAAAUAUUACCUACAAGGGUACAACAAAUUCACCUUUAUCCAUCAUCUAUAUUGUUUGGCUGCUGUUUUAUGAGAACGCGAAGCCUGUAGCUCGUCUAUUUUAGUAGUUAUGAAAUGAUGUAUGCAAAGUUUAUAUACAUGUUAAAAAAAGGUAUGUUUUAAGACAUGAAGAUGAUCUAAUACUCGAGCCGUGAAAACGAGGGAGAGCGAGAUGCACCGUGGAUUAUCUAAAUAAAGCAAUGUGACUUCGGACACGUGUUUUUAUUAAUUCUUGUAUUCUCAGAUGAGUCGAAUAAAUAUAAGCCACCAUUUAA
Molecule: messenger RNA, 2277 nt
Organism: Ictalurus punctatus (channel catfish)
Lineage: Eukaryota; Metazoa; Chordata; Actinopteri; Siluriformes; Ictaluridae
Gene: septin8a
Product: septin 8a
Exons: 10
Coding region: 130-1392 (420 amino acids)
Biological process (GO): cytoskeleton-dependent cytokinesis
Cellular component (GO): cell division site; septin ring; septin complex
Molecular function (GO): GTP binding; molecular adaptor activity; GTPase activity
Source: RefSeq, a predicted model, not a curated record